Molecule: messenger RNA, 4466 nt
Organism: Dinoponera quadriceps
Lineage: Eukaryota; Metazoa; Arthropoda; Insecta; Hymenoptera; Formicidae
Gene: RnrL
Product: ribonucleoside-diphosphate reductase large subunit
Exons: 13
Coding region: 100-2655 (851 amino acids)
Biological process (GO): deoxyribonucleotide biosynthetic process; DNA replication
Cellular component (GO): ribonucleoside-diphosphate reductase complex
Molecular function (GO): ribonucleoside-diphosphate reductase activity, thioredoxin disulfide as acceptor; ATP binding
Source: RefSeq, a predicted model, not a curated record
GAGACCGUGAUCCCCAGUGGCAAACGAGGUUCCGUUUCGCGCCCAAACAGUCGAGACACGAAGCGUUGAGCGUGGCUCGAUUACUGGUCUGUGAUUAACAUGGAAUCGAGCGCGAUGUUGCGUAAGAUUUCGGAGGGAAACACUAGCCGUUCCCUCGCGAAAAUGUCGGGCAAGGAAACCGCGCGCGGCAAGAUGCACGUCAUCAAGCGCAAUGGGCGCAAGGAGGAUGUUCAUUUUGAUAAAAUCACCUCGAGAAUUGCCAAACAAUGUUAUAAUUUAAAUAUGAAUUAUGUGGAUCCGUCUGCCGUUGCGAUUCAAGUGAUACGUGGCUUAUACUCUGGAGUAACCACAAUCGAAUUAGACAAUCUUGCAGCUGAAACUGCCGCUACUAUGGCAACUAAUCAUCCUGAUUACGCUAUAUUAGCAGCACGUAUCGAUGUGUCCAACCUGCACAAAGAGACUAAGAAGACCUUCAGCGAGGUGAUGCACGAUUUACAUUACGCCCGGGAUCCCGUGACGAACGAAGCCACUCCUGUAAUCAACGAGCAUUAUUACAAGAUUAUAAAGAACAAUGCGGAGAGAUUAGACUCCGCUAUAAUAUACGAUAGGGACUUCAACUACAAUUACAUCGGCUUCAAAACGCUCGAGAGGAGCUAUCUGCUCAAGAUCAACGGCAAGAUAGUGGAGAGACCUCAGCAUAUGCUGAUGAGAGUAGCUGUCGGCAUUCACGAAGAUGAUAUCGAUAAAGCUAUAGAAACGUACAAUUACUUGUCCGAACGGUACUUCACGCACGCCUCGCCGACGUUGUUCAACGCCUGUACUAAGAACCAACAGAUGUCUAGCUGUUUCCUCUUGACUCUCAAUGACGACACUAUAAAGGGUAUUUUCGGCACGUUAAAGAAAUGCGCGCUUAUCAGCAAAUACGCCGGUGGAAUAGGGAUCAACGUUCAUUGUAUUCGUGCCAAAGGCACGGACGAUAUGUACGAUACGGAUUCAACCAACGGACUGAUAUCCGUUCUGAAGUUGUACAACGACAUUGCUAUUUAUGUGGACCAAGGGGGAAAUAAGAGACCCGGAGCGUUCGCUGUUUAUUUGGAACCGUGGCACGCGGAUAUCUUUGAUUUUCUGGAACUCAAAAGGAACAUUGGGGACGGAAACCUGCGAGCCAGGGACCUGUUUUACGCUCUGUGGAUACCGGAUCUUUUCAUGGAACGUGUAUUUAACGAUGAGGUUUGGAGCUUAAUGUGCCCGUACGAGUCCCCCGGCUUGGCUGAUGUCUGGGGAGACGAAUUCAAAGAGUUAUAUACCAGGUACGAGAAAGAGGGUCGUUACAAGAAACAGGUGGAAGCCAGGGCUGUGUGGCUCGCCAUUCUCAGGUCGCAGGUGGAGACCGGGACGCCGUAUAUGCUCUACAAAGAUCACUGCAAUCGCAAAUCGAAUCAUCAACACCUGGGCACGAUCAAAUGCAGCAAUUUGUGCACCGAGGUUAUCGAGUACUCCAGCCCGGAGGAAGUCGCCGUGUGCAAUUUAGCAUCUAUCGCCGUUAACAUGUUCGUGAAUACCAACGACAAGACUUUCGACUUCGCCAAGUUGAAAACUGUCGCGAAGAUCAUCGCUCGUAAUUUGGAUAAAGUUAUCGACGUCAACUUCUAUCCCAUUCCCGAGACAAAACGGUCCAAUCAGAGACAUAGACCUAUCGGUAUCGGCAUACAAGGUCUGGCGGACGCGUUCCUGUUGAUGCGAUAUCCGUUCGAGAGCAAGGAGGCGAAGGAGCUCAACAUCAAGAUCUUCGAGACGCUUUAUUACGGCGCCUUGGAGGCCAGUUGCGAGUUGGCCGCGGAAAAGGGCACCUACGAGACAUACGAGGGUAGUCCGGUCAGCAAGGGCAUUUUGCAAUACGACAUGUGGAACGUUAAGCCGACGGAUUUGUGGGACUGGGAUGAAUUGAAGGCGAAAAUCGCGAAGCACGGGGUGAGAAAUUCCCUCUUGAUUGCGCCUAUGCCGACUGCGUCGACGGCGCAGAUCUUGGGAAACAACGAGUCCAUCGAGCCGUACACCAGCAAUAUCUACGUGAGACGCGUAUUGUCCGGGGAAUUCGUCAUCGUCAAUCCACAUCUGCUGCGAGACUUGACCACUCGAGGUUUGUGGGACAAAGAUAUGCAGAACGAGAUCCUCGCGAACUUCGGUUCUGUUCAAGAUAUCGAGCGUAUUCCCGAUGAUCUGAAGGAGCUCUACAAGACCGUUUGGGAGAUACCGCAGAGGAUAAUCCUCGAGAUGGCAGCCGAUCGAGGAGCUUUUAUCGACCAAUCGCAGUCGUUGAAUAUUCACAUAGCGGAUCCGACGACUGAGAAACUCACGUCGAUGCAUUUCUUCGGUUGGAAAAGCGGUUUGAAGACCGGCAUGUACUACUUGAGAACAAAACCGGCCGCGAAUCCGAUACAAUUUACAGUGGACAAGUCGAAAUUACGAAGUCGCGACUCCCUAUCCAGCUCUGCAUCCAUCUCCAGCCUUAACAGCUCUGUUCAGUCUCCCGACAGAAACACCGGCGACGUUGAGAAGCGAAAUCAAAUCAGUCAACAAGCGAGUAAAAACUUGGAGGCAAUACUCGCUUGUGCACGCGAGAAUAAGGACGCGUGUAUGGCUUGUAGCUCGUAAAUAUCUGUUGCUAUCUAUUAGCCUCGGUCUACGAUAGAGGUGUUUUGAGCAUUAAGAAAAUGACUGAUCACAGUCGAGCGUGAGGGAGAAUAAUAGACUGUGGUUGGUCAAUUUUCUAAGGCUUAGGGUUUCAAACACUUAUUGUAAACGGGAAUUUACUCUCAGACUUAAUUUUCUAUGAUAAAGCGUGUAAUAUAUACAGAAUUAAAAGCAGGUACACAGUAUCGGACAACUUGUAUACGCUACACAUAUAUCUGUUAUUGUCAGUAAAAUAGCAUAAUUCUAGUAGUAAUGUUAAAACGUAAAUUUAUACAUUAUAAAUUUAUCAUAUUACGUAAGCCUUAAAUAUCGUGUUUAAGACAUAAGUCUGAUUUUAGAAAGAUUACAUGUAAAAUGUAAAACGAGUUAUACACGUUGAUACAUCUUACAAACUUGCUGUGGCAGGCAUUCUUUGCACGGUGGGGUUUGAGGAUAUUGUGCUAUUUACAGAAUAAUAAUGAAACAUCUAUCAGCACCUUGUGUGAUCACGCUACACGUAAAAAAAUGCCAAAAAUAUUUUCCUACUCUCUUUUGUAAAUUAUAUGAAUUGAAAAAUCUUUUCUUUAUACAACGUUUGAUUUUUGCGCUAUAUUACAUUGUCGGUAAAAUUUUCCGAUAAAUAUGUGCGCGUAUAUAUUAAUAGAUGUAAAUUAAUUGAAAUUAAAAUUUAUAGAAACUUGGAAAGUUGAAACAUUCAUUGUUCCUGUGACAUUCUUCGAAACCAAGCUCGAUUAAGCGAAAUCGAAUAUUAAUAGCUGUGUGCAUAAAAAUAUUCAACCGAGGAUACCAUCGCUUGAUUAUGGGAAAAAUAUUAUAUUUUACUUAUUUUUCCAUAAAUAUAUAUAAUUCAAGAAGUACAUUUUUAUAACUUGAAGUCUCUAUUUUGUAUGAAUAUAAAGUUUGUCAAAUACUGAAAAUUGUUAUGAAGUAGAGUUCAAUUUGACAAAAAAAUUCAUAUUCAAUAUCAUCUGGAGAUAAUACAGCUUUUGUCUAAAACUAGAUCUAAAGCCAAUCAAAAAGUUACCUACCCUGUUACAUCUAGGGCUGUAUGCCGAAACGUUCUUUUCAAGGAAAAUUUUACUCCGUGAUCUGCGAGCGAUGGGAGAGGAGCCAAUGGGAAACGCUCGUCGAGUUUUGCAACAGCAGUCGAGAAUAAAAUCUUCCUCGAAAACACUUUCAGUACUGCCAGUGAGUGUCGGAAUUCAGCCGGAAUGUCGUCGAAAACAGAUGUUCUAGAUUCGUCCAGAUGGAACUACACGUUGUGUCUAGAAAAAUUGUGCCGGCAAGUAGUGGCGCUCAUGUAACUCCUCUCUGUGCGCGACAAUUUCCUCGCGAACCGGACGAUUUCAACGAUCCCGUGGCAUCUCCCCGAAUAACGGCGACGUCGGACUUUUCACGCGGAACUAUCCACUUUUCCGCGCCUAGGGGGAGGCUGCUCGCGCGACCGCCGUCCGCCGGACGAUAAUGACAGCCCGUCGAAUGUCACUAGGCGGGAAACACGUGGCAUCACUGCACAGCUGCGGCACAGCGGAGAACGUCGACGACGUAGAACCAUAUUUAUUUUGGUUUGGAAGAGUUAGUCCGCGACGAACCGUGUGUACGCGCAUCGCCCGGCUGUGUCGAGUCACACCGAUUUCCCGGUGGUCCCGGUGUUCCCCAAGUACUUGCUUAUCGGAGAUCAAGAACUGAGAAAAAACAUGACCCAAGAGUCUCUUCAGGAGAAGUUUCAUUCUAGGCGGAAAUCAACGUGAACUAGCACGAGCGAAGAACAU